UUGACGCGCGUCACCUCGCUGCGGGGCGGCGGACGCUCCACGCCUUUUACUCGCGUUCGCCUCUCGGUUCAUAGUUCGGCGGGACUGUGACAGCGCGGCUGGCCGGAAGGGAGCGCGCACGGGCGGCGUCCAGCACAGCAGCUUCUCCGCGCUUCACCCUCGCCUGAGAUUAAAGAGAGCGUCCUGUGGACGAGCUCUCCGCCCGCUGCAGGAUGGCCGAGCAGAGCCCAAGGUACCAGCAGUUGACCAAUGAAGAGGAGGCAGGAGAAGGCUCCCAGGUGACCGAUGCACCCCCUCCGUACAGCAGCGUCGCAGCUGAAAAUGCAGCUUAUUUUGAAUAUAAAGAAGACGGAGUGUUCCCCAAACCACCCUCCUACAACGUUGCUACGUCACUUCCGUCCUACGAUGAAGCUGAGAGGAGCAAGGUUGGGGCAACAGUUCCUCUUGUUGCUGCCAGAGAUGAAGAUUUUGUGGCCAGGGAUGACUUUGAUGAUGCUGACCAUCUGAGAAUAGGAAAUGAUGGAAUAUUCAUGUUGACUUUCUUCAUGGCAUUCCUCUUCAACUGGAUUGGAUUCUUCCUGUCCUUCUGCCUCACCACAUCAGCAGCUGGGCGCUAUGGUGCCAUAUCUGGAUUUGGCCUGUCACUCAUCAAGUGGAUCCUGAUUGUGCGAUUUUCCACCUACUUUCCUGGAUACUUUGAUGGCCAGUACUGGCUGUGGUGGGUCUUCUUGGUUCUGGGGAUCCUGCUGUUCCUCAGGGGCUUCAUUAAUUAUGCCAAGGUGCGAAAAAUGGCUGAUUCCAUUUCACCCUUUCCACGAACCAGAGUCCUCUUUAUCUACUGAAGAUAUUUGCAAUCAGUGAAUCUCACUGCAUUUGGAAUCAUGGAAGAAGGCAGAAACAACAGCCACAAACUACCAUCAAAAAAUGUGCAGGGAACUAGAGGAAGUUAAAGCGAAACCACUGAAGACCAGUUGGUUGGGGUGGAAUCACUGUUUGACAUAAUUCUUUUCAUCAAUAACAAAAUACUGUGUUUGUAGAUGUAACAUUUUACUAGGACAUGCUGAGACUUCUGUAAACAUGGGAUCAUUAGUGAUUAAUGUUAAGUGCUUGUUGCUAACAAAUCUGUGGUGUACAAAUAAUGCCUUAUAUGAUUUAUUUCUAUUUGUGGUUAAAGUUAGCAUGCAUCAUGCCUUGGGCAGCCACUGGGGGACAGUCUUAGCAUUUCCUCUCUCAGAACAUGCGUUUCAUUUGAAGACAGCAUUGGUCAGCUGAUUAAUAAAGAAGUCCCCCUUUUAUUGGAUAUCCUGGGGACAGUGAUUUCCAUAGUUCCCACCGCAACUAUUACCUUAAAGCAGCGUUUUGUUUUGUGUUAUGGAAAUGGCUACGCUUUGAAAGAACACUGUGAAAUAAUAAUUUUCUGAAACCUCUAUAAAAUUAAUUAUACAUUGUGAAGC
Molecule: messenger RNA, 1454 nt
Organism: Scleropages formosus (Asian bonytongue)
Lineage: Eukaryota; Metazoa; Chordata; Actinopteri; Osteoglossiformes; Osteoglossidae
Product: NEDD4 family-interacting protein 1-like
Exons: 8
Coding region: 213-842 (209 amino acids)
Biological process (GO): ubiquitin-dependent protein catabolic process; metal ion transport; vacuolar transport
Cellular component (GO): Golgi apparatus; perinuclear region of cytoplasm; endoplasmic reticulum
Molecular function (GO): WW domain binding
Source: RefSeq, a predicted model, not a curated record